Molecule: messenger RNA, 1014 nt
Organism: Sphenostylis stenocarpa
Lineage: Eukaryota; Viridiplantae; Streptophyta; Magnoliopsida; Fabales; Fabaceae
Source: the annotation of a GenBank genome assembly
AUGAUAGAUUCAAACCCACCACUCAUUCACCAUUAUGGGGCGCUUGUGAGAAACUCUGGCGAAGCCAAACAGGCUAAAGGUUUCAAUGAUCAAAACCAUGCUGUAGUGGAUACAUGUGACCUACCUUUGAUAGACCUUGGUGGACUUGAAAGUUCUAAUGAAGGAGAGAGGAAGGCUUGCACUGCAGCAAUAUGCAAGGCUGCAUCAGAAUGGGGAUUUUUCCAAGUUGUAAACCAUGGGAUAAGCCAUGACUUGCUAAGAAAAAUGAGGGAUGAACAAGUGAAGUUGUUUGAAGUACCGUUUGAGAAGAAGAUCACUUGCGAGCUUCUGAAUAACCCUUAUAGGUGGGGGACACCAACAGCUACUCGUUCAAAUCACUUCUCAUGGUCUGAAGCUUUCCACAUUCCUCUCACCAUGAUCUCAGAAGCUGCUUCCUGGGGUGAAUUCAGUUCUUUGAGAGAAGCAAUAAAUGAGUUUGCACCAGCGAUGCUAGAAGUGUCUAGGUUGUUGGCCAGCAUUCUAGCACAAAACCUGGGCUACCCAAAUGAUGCAAUUGAAAAACUGUGUGAUGCAGGCACAUGCUUUCUGCGAUUAAAUCACUAUCCAUGCUGCCCAAAAUCUAAAGAAGAAAUUUUUGGAUUAGUGCCUCACACUGACAGUGAUUUUCUUACAAUCCUUUAUCAAGAUGAGGUCGGUGGACUCCAACUCAUGAAAGAUUCCAAAUGGGUUGCUGUAAAACCAAACCCAGAUGCUCUAAUUGUUAACAUUGGAGACCUUUUUCAGGCAUGGAGUAAUGAUGAGUACAAAAGCGUGGAGCACAAGGUUGUGGCGAACGACAAAAUGGAAAGAUACUCCGUCGCAUACUUCCUAUGCCCUUCUUACAAUACUGUCAUAAAUGACUGCAAAGGACCUUCUGUAUAUAGGAAGUUCACUUUUGGAGAAUACAGACACCAAAUUCAAGAAGAUGUCAAGAAAAUAGGACACAAAAUUGGACUUUCAAGAUUUCUAUUUUAA